Molecule: messenger RNA, 4287 nt
Organism: Podarcis raffonei (Aeolian wall lizard)
Lineage: Eukaryota; Metazoa; Chordata; Lepidosauria; Squamata; Lacertidae
Gene: PICALM
Product: phosphatidylinositol binding clathrin assembly protein
Exons: 24
Coding region: 445-2667 (740 amino acids)
Biological process (GO): clathrin coat assembly; clathrin-dependent endocytosis; synaptic vesicle budding from presynaptic endocytic zone membrane
Cellular component (GO): clathrin-coated vesicle; synaptic vesicle; clathrin-coated pit
Molecular function (GO): phosphatidylinositol-4,5-bisphosphate binding; SNARE binding; 1-phosphatidylinositol binding
Source: RefSeq, a predicted model, not a curated record
GAAAGAGUAAGAGCGUCACGUGAUGCCGGAGGCCCGGAAAGCUCUGAGGUGGAGCUGAGCGUCUCCUCCGUCCGCCAUUUUCCUGCGGCGACCAGCUGUGCAUGUGUGCGUGAGGGAAGGAGAAGGGAGGCUUACGGUGGUGGCGGCGGCGGCCGAGCGGCAGGCCGCGGUAGUGGUCGAGGCCGAGGAGGCGGGGAAGGAGGAGGAAAGAGGAAGGAGGAGAAGCCUCUUCCCGGGUGACAGGCCCGGCCCUUCCGAAGGCGGAGCGCUGCCGGGCGUCCUCAGCGGCCGCGGCGGCGUUGUUGAGUCCAGCCGGGACCGCCCUCCUUUCCUCCCUCCCUCCCUCCCUCCUUCUCCUUCUCCUCUUCCUUUCCCCGUCCCUGCUUCACCAGCCUGGUUGAGGAAUAGCAGCGGCAGCGGAGUGUCUCUGAAUCCGGCACCGCCAUGUCUGGGCAGAGCCUGACCGACCGCAUCACGGCGGCGCAGCACAGCGUGACCGGCUCGGCCGUGUCCAAGACCGUCUGCAAGGCCACCACGCACGAGGUGAUGGGCCCCAAGAAGAAGCACCUGGACUAUUUAAUACAGUGCACAAAUGAGAUGAACGUAAAUAUCCCACAGUUGGCGGACAGCUUGUUCGAAAGGACAAUGAACAGUAGCUGGGUGGUGGUAUUCAAGUCACUCAUCACAACACACCAUCUAAUGGUGUACGGAAAUGAGCGUUUUAUCCAGUAUCUGGCUUCCAGGAACACAUUGUUUAACUUGAGCAAUUUCUUGGACAAAAGUGGAUUGCAAGGGUAUGAUAUGUCCACAUUUAUCAGAAGAUAUAGCAGGUAUUUGAAUGAAAAAGCAGUUUCCUACAGACAAGUAGCUUUUGAUUUCACAAAAGUAAAAAGAGGUGCUGAUGGAGUCAUGAGGACUAUGAAUACUGAGAAACUCCUAAAAACAGUACCAAUAAUACAAAACCAGAUGGAUGCACUUCUUGAUUUCAAUGUCAACAGCAAUGAACUUACAAAUGGUGUAAUUAAUGCUGCCUUCAUGCUUCUCUUCAAAGAUGCCAUUAGACUCUUUGCAGCGUAUAAUGAAGGGAUUAUUAACCUGUUGGAAAAAUACUUUGACAUGAAAAAGAAUCAAUGCAAAGAAGGCCUUGACAUAUAUAAGAAGUUUCUGACUAGAAUGACAAGGAUUUCUGAGUUUCUCAAAGUUGCAGAGCAAGUGGGGAUAGACAGAGGAGACAUACCAGAUCUUUCUCAGGCACCAAGCAGCCUUCUUGAUGCAUUGGAACAGCACUUAGCCUCCUUAGAAGGAAAGAAAAUCAAAGACUCUACUGCUGCAAGCAGGGCUACCACUCUUUCCAAUGCAGUCUCCUCCCUCGCAAGCACCGGCCUGUCGCUCACCAAAGUAGAUGAAAGGGAAAAACAAGCUGCACUAGAGGAAGAGCAGGCACGUUUAAAAGCUUUAAAGGAACAACGUCUAAAAGAACUUGCAAAGAAACCUCAUAACUCCUUAACAACAGCCUCCUCUCCUGUGUCUAAUGCAGCAGGAAGCAUAAUGACUACACCAGCCAUUGACAUGUUUUCCACACCUAGUUCUUCAAACAGUACAUCAAAGCUGCCAAAUGACCUCCUUGAUUUGCAGCCAACCUUUCAUCCGUCUGUGCAUCCUAUAUCCUCUGCGCCACAAGUAGGAGGGACCUGGGGAGAUCCUUUCACUUCUACCGCUGACGCUGUUGAUGAUGCCGUUCCAAGCCUAAAUCCUUUCCUCACAAAAUCUAGCGAUCACCUCUCUGUCUCUUCUGACGUACUACCCACUUUCACUUCUAGGACACCAACUCAUGAGAUGUUCGUUGAUCGCUUCAAUCCAUUUACUGAAUCAAACCCCUUUGUGGAAACCAAAUAUGCAUCCACUUUUCAGCUCUGUCACUUUACUUCAGAUUCUUUUUGUGGUCCUCAAGCUUAUCCUCCUAACGCUUCCCAUUUCCGCAGUGAGCCCUCAACUGUAGCUGGCCUAUUUGGAGGGUUCACCCAGUCUCCUGUUGCUCCAUCGCAGCCCUCAGCAGGCCUUAAUGUUGACUUUGAGUCUGUGUUUGGCAACAAAACUUCAAAUGUACCUGUGGAUUCUGGUGGGUUUGAUGAAUUAGGUGGACUCCUAAAACCGACAGUGGCCUCUCAAAACCAGAGUCUUCCAACUUCAAAAGGUCCACCUAACAAGUUAGUGUUGGAUGAUCUGGAUUCAUCUUUAGCCAAUCUUGUGGGCAAUCUGGGCAUUGGAAAUGGAACAACUAAAAAUGAUGUGAACUGGACACAGCCAGGAGAAAAGAAACUAACUGGAGGCUCCAACUGGCAACCCAAAGUUGCACCAACAACAGCAUGGAACACUCCAACAAUGAAUGGCAUGCAUUUUCCACAAUACGCACCGCCCGUCAUGGCCUAUCCUGCUACAACGCCAACAGGAAUGAUGGGGUAUGGAAUGCCAUCCCAAAUGGGAGGAGUACCAGUAAUGACGCAACCAACCUUAAUAUACAGCCAACCUGUCAUGAGACCUCCAAAUCCUUUUGGUCCUGUAUCGGGAGCCCAGCUGUCUGCAGCAUCCAGCCCAUCCACUCAGAGUCCACACAGAGCUUCAGGGAAGGAUCCUUUUGCAGAGCUCUCCCUCCAGGAUUUCUUAUAGGACAAUUUAGAUACAAUUCAUGUAACCGCACCAGAAGGGGUGGGGCAGGAACAGUUCCAGAAAGACCCGUGCUCAACAACAGACCCUUCUUUCCAGCCAAAUCAGAACUGAUGCCUCAGCUCUCCUCUUCACUAGAACGGCCUGGUAAAACCACACAAGGCCCCACGACAGCAGUAGGAGCACCAACAACAUAGGGAAGCCUUGAACCCCCGCAGCACUCUCGGUAUAAAACCAAGAAUUGCCACAAUUUUGGUGUGGGAUCUCUUUUUCUUUUUCUUUCUCCCCCUUCCUGGUGACUUCUAAUCAUGUCAGUAACUCGCCACCUGUUUUAACACUCUCCGUCAAUAACACACACACACACACAAAAGGAAGCCUCUUAUUUUGCCACGAAGGGUACAACAAGCACCUGGAACUGCCGCUUGGAACGAAGAGCUGGGCAUCCUCUUACCGUUAACUCCAACGACUUUCUCUAGGGGAUCAAAUCCGAAAACACCCUUUUAAUUCUGCCAUUUCCUCUCUGCAGUCAUCGCAAAUGUUAGACUCAAUAAUGGAAAGUUUUAACUUUUUAAAAAAAGAAUUAUAUAUUCCGUUUGCAUAGACAUUCCUUUAUGUAUUAUUGUUUGUAUUUAUUUAUGAUUAUCAGUUUAAGUAACAAUGUAUCACAAAGCCUCCUUUGCGGGGAAAUGAGCGUGGAUGUAUACAGUAUGUCUCCCUUUUGGAGUUUCUUUUUCCCCCCUUCCCUCCCUCCCUCUCUUCCCAUUUUUAUUCACGAGAACUAUUCUGAUUCAGAGUGCAUCUUCACUCCAGUAACGCACCCAAACUACACAGAGCACUGAGUACGUUCAAUGGUCUGAAAACACCAAUUGUCCAAACUCCAUGGGAAUUAGUUCUGUUAAGGAUUUUGGCAAGGGGUGGGGGGGAAAACAGCUGACUGGUUGGGAAGAGCACAGAAUUUCUCGACCAGAUGUUGGUGCUUCUGGGAUGAACUUUUUUCCUUGCUUUGUGCUUGGCAUGUCAUUUAUCUUACACUUGACGUACGGCCUUUCCAAAAUGAAUGUGAGGAAUUGCUUUCAUUUUUAAAGACUUUCCUUCUUCUCUGUACAAAAACCAAGCAAACCCCGAUACAAACUUCUGAGGUAUUACGUGAAAAAAAGCCUUCAAUCUUUUCUUCUUCUUUAUUUGCUAGUGCCAGCUCCAUGAUCAUGUAUCGUGAAAUAGAAUAAAAACUCAGAAGAGAAGUUGUGUCUUUACUAAAGGGCACAACCGCAACCACCAAGUUCCCCAGCAGAAGCUCCAUUCAGUCCGGUCUGGUGAGGGGCUUGUGCAGGAGAACUUCCUGGCGGGGUUGGCCUUUCAAUGUUGUAGGAACCCUUUUAGUUUUUCUGCAGAAUUUGAAGCAGCACUGUUGAUCGGUGCUCUGUGUAAAUACAAUCAUACCAGUUUGGGUGGCAUCUGGGGCCUUAAGAAGGAUAGUCAAAAGGCAUGAAAGCAAUUCUGUACAUGAAUUAAGCAUACUUGCUGCAUUGUCUCCGCAGAUUCUAUUUUUGUUUAAAAUGUUUAAAAGUACGUUAGCAAAAAAAAAAAAGGUGGAUUUUCAAAUAAAAUGCAGCUUCCACAGAA